Messenger RNA from Lytechinus pictus (painted urchin), 4482 nucleotides. Its product is annotated as mediator of RNA polymerase II transcription subunit 22-like. The coding region runs from base 1443 to 1889 and encodes 148 amino acids. The record is from RefSeq and is a predicted model, not a curated record. The transcript has 3 exons. Gene Ontology annotation, cellular component: mediator complex. Gene Ontology annotation, molecular function: transcription coregulator activity. Gene Ontology annotation, biological process: regulation of transcription by RNA polymerase II. Lineage: Eukaryota; Metazoa; Echinodermata; Echinoidea; Temnopleuroida; Toxopneustidae.
GAAAAUUUCGAUUUUAUUUAGUUAUGUUUGUGAAUCUUUAAAGUUUUUUCUCUUUUAACCUCAUAAAGUAAGCUCCAUACAUCAAUUCUACUAUCAGUAAUAAAUAAAACAUUAUUUGAUCUCCUUUUAUUGAAAUAUCGGAUUUUAUGUAAAGUUGUCAUUCAGAAAUAAAAGGUUCAGGUGACGAUGAAGACUAAAUAUUUUUCCGAUACUAUCGAUAUCAAACGAUGUCGCGGACUUGGAAGACAAAAUUGCCUUCGUGAAACGGAAAGCGCUGAUUUGUCGCCAAUCUUCCUAUCUCGGAAGAAUGGUCCUAGGACGUUCCUACGUAUCGCUCAUCUCGUCAUGCAACAGGCCCCUGAAAUCUGAAUGCUGGUUUGAGUCACCACUCCAAGUCUCCAUUCACUGCUGUUUAUUUCGUCAGCGGCGGUGACUUCUUUCCUCUCCUAUUCACUUUGUACACAACGAGCGCACACACCAACACACGAGAAGAGAGGUGACUUAAUUACUUCUGGAUAAGGCCAUUUUACCUAGAUUUCGUCUAAUUUGAGCAGAUGAGAUGAGAUUCCAAUGUUUUGAUCGACGACUCUGAUUCUAUUCGUGUAUGAUGGGGUGUCUAAACUUCGCGGACUUUUCAAAAAUAUUCAUCAGGCUUAAAUUUGUUGACAAAAUAGUCACAAUUUAUACAAAACCAAUUCAAUGAAUAGUUACCACAUUUACGGCAAGAUCCUGAUCUUGACAUUUCAAGUAUAUAAACUUGAAUAUGUAUUGAUAAUGGACAUGAUAAUUAAAUAAUAAUAAAGCAGUUCUUGUAUAGCGCAUAUCGAUCACAUUAUGUCAUAACGUCCCUAUGCGCUUCCAAAGGACUUGGAUAGUAUUACCCUGGCUUUAGCCCCGCAGCCUUUUACAGCGCGGUGGCAUUUCAAGGAAUAAAUUCCUGCCAGGUACCCAUUCAUCUCACCUGGGUUGAGUGCAGCACAAUGUGGAUGAAUUUCUUGCUGAAGGAAAUUACGCCAUGGCUGGGAUUCGAACCCACGACCCUCUGUUUCAAAGUCAGAAGACUAAUCCACUGGGCCACAACGCUCCAUUAAAGUUAUCAAAAGUUUUAAUUUCAGGUUACUGGGUCAAGGUCAAAGGUUAUUUCAGAUCAGUUAACUGGGAUAAGAAUUGAUAUUUUCUUCACUGUAUUACAGUGUACUUAAACACAUAUAAAAUGAAACUUAGAUUGUUAUUUGAUAUCAUAAAUAACAUGAAGCGAAUACAAGUUUUUAAGUCAAUCAGGUCAAUGGUCGUUUGAGGUCAAUAAACUUAGUAUUUUAUCAUCAAAUGAAUGGAUUUUCGCCCAUUUCAAAUUUACCACUACUGCUAUGAAUGUGUCAAUUUCUUAUCUUUUCAAUCGGGAUUCAUUCUGAACUGUGUAUGAUAAAGCAGCUCAGUUCAAAAUGUCUCUUGGACAGGCUGGCCAGCAACAACCACAGAGGGCGCUCACCCAAAGUAAAGACACCCAACUCAAGUCGUACAAGCGAAGACUUAAAGAUGAUGUAUCGUCCAUACUCGACAACUUUACAGAGAUCCUAAAACUCGCCAAGGUGGAGGAUGAAACACAGGUUGCAAGACAAUCUCAGGGAGAGCAGGACCAGACUGAAAUGCAAGUCAGAGCAGCUAACAUUGUUCGAGCAGGGGAGUCUCUCAUAUCGUUGGUUGCGGACAUCAAGCAGUUCCUCAUCUUGAAUGACUUUCCCCUGGCCAAUGAGAACAUUGAGAAGAGGGCUCGUUUCUUGAGCAACGUCCAGAACAACGUCGACUCAAAGAUAAUGCAACUCCGGGAUGAACUAUCCAAUGACCUGUAUGAGAUAGAGGAAGAAUUCUACUCUUCGAAGUAUAAAUGAUAAGAUUUUCACCAUCUUAUACAAAAAAACUAGUCUUCACAGAUCAUGUGAGUAUAUAUGAAUGGACUGUUCAUGAGCUACCUGUCAUGAUCUGAUUAAGCAUCAACAAAGACUUCUUGAAGAACUAUGCAGUGGUUCAUCAUCUGUGUGGGGUCAUCAAGGUAUGAAUGAUGGUGUCAUACAUAACUGGUCUCCAGAGAUGUUUUGCAGGAUGCUUUCAAGAUUAUGGAAUGGACUGUUGACUAUCUACCUGUUCUGACCAUUCAGUGUCUAAAACAAUGACUCAGGAAUAUUGCUGCUUUACCAAGAACUAUCCAAUAAUCUUUACGAGAAAAGAUAUUGUGAAUAUUGAAGUAAUCUGAUCAAGACCCAGGGUCUGGGACAUCAAGACCUAGGCUAAGAGGAAAAACUUUAAACUCAGCUCCUCAUGCAACGCCAUGCAGAAGAAUUUUCCAUUGGCUUUGAUAGGCCCUAUAGUAUCAUGAAUGAAGAAAAAUGACAUCUAUUUUCUUUUCUUGUUUACCCUUUUAAAGGGAAAGUUCACCCUGAAGAAAAGUUUGUUCUCAAUAUAGCAGAAAAAAAUAAUAAAAAUAUUGGUGAAGGUUUGAGGAAAAUCCAUUAAAGAUUAAGAAAGUUAUUAGAAUUUAAAGUUUUGAAUUUGGGACAUCAUAAACAAGCAGCUGCUUCAUAUGUUAUAUGAUAUAAGUGCAUGAAUUUCAAUUUUGUAAUGGUUCAUGAUGACUUAUUUAUUUAUAUAGCAAGUGUAAAUUUAGCUCCCUGUAAACGAAGAAUGCAUUCAUAAGACGUACUUUGUUUAUUGAUGAAAUGCAUAUUGAGUGGAUAAAACAUGAUUGAAAACCACAAAAUCGAACCCCCUUCAUUAAUUUGGAUCGAUAUUUAUCCCUAUAUGAUCCACCAAAAUGUGUUGUAUUUGAUUCUUGUGGCUUUUUGUGAUCAAUGUCAGACCAUCUGGGCCCUGUCUUAAAAAGUUCCGAUUGAUCAAAUCGAUCUUAACUAAGGAAAGCCAGCAGCAUCAUCAUCUGAAAUGCAUGUUCAGUCAAACUUCAAAGUAUUUUCUAAAUACACUGUUAUUUUCUAAAUACACUGUAUGAUGUAUACUCAUGCAUGCAUCGUCGUUUGGUUUGCUGUAGUGCAUUUAGUGUGUUCGGCAUUUUCAAAGGGAAGUUGUGUAUCUUUCCUAUGAGAAGAAUUAUGACAUUGAUGGAUUUCCAUCAAAUCUAACACAAUCUUAAAAGAGAGGGCCCUGUUUGGUUAAAAUUUGAUUACAUUUCAUGUAUAGGUAACUCUGCCUAAGUCGACCUUCCAUUUUUAUAUGUGGUUAUUCGCCUAUUUAUGAGACCUGGGGCCCGUUGCAGAAAGAAUUGCAAUCAAACGCAACUCUAAAAAUCAUGUGCAACUUGAUUUUCAACCAAUCAACAGCGUGCAUUUGGAACUUGUGAUGGAUUUUUUGACUUGCGUUUAAACGCAACUCUUUCUGCAACGGACCCCAGAGGGGUGUUUCCCAAAGAUUUAAUUAUGACUAAGAGUUGCACUUAAUUGUCUAAUGGCCGUAUAAAAUGCAUGACCUCAUUGGUCAGAUCAUGCGAAAAGGAUGUGCACUACUGUCAUACUUAAAUCUUUGUGAAACCCCCCCCCCCCCCAGAUUAUUAAAAACAUGGAAUUAUUUGAUACACCUCUUUAGUCGAAUUUUUCCAAAUACCUAGUUCCUAUCGUCACGAUUCACGCCUCGAUGGAAACGAUGGUCUUAAUCGUGGGUUAAUCGUAAUGAUCAUACAUGUAUCAGAUCAGUCGAGGCAAUCACAUUGCAAAUUUUUUUUGGAAUGAUUAAAAAAUAUACGCUUUUCUGUAAUACAUAAGUAAAAUUGUGGCAUUCUUAACGGAUCACAUGACAGUGGGAACAGGGUAUACAUGUAAGUCUAACCGAUUUCUGCAGUCCCAAAAUAUUUGACCUGUAUUGGAAUGAUCAUACUUUGGCAUUUUAAUGUUCUGCCCCCUUUCUCUGUUAUUUGCUUUCUCUAUUCUCUUUUUCUGUCUCUUGUAUGAACAUGUAGGCCUGAAUUCACAAAGGUGGUUUUGAAAACUCACGGUUGAGUCCAUGGUUUAUGCAGGUUUCCUGUAUAAAAUACACUUACUUUACCGCGUAUAUUAAAAAAUGUCCAUGCUAUUUUAUUCACGAGUCCACUCUUCAAACAGUGGACUCAUGAACAAAAUAGCGUAUCUAACCAUGGUAACAGGCAUCAAUUUGGCGCACUGUGACAAAAGCGCGCAUCAGCGUUGGGCAUUUUUUCAUACAUGCGCCCGAUAAGCGCUAAAUUAAGCGUAAAUUAUACAGGAAAUCUGCAUAAACCAUGGACUCAACCGUGGGUUUUCAAAACCACCUUUGUGAAUUCGGGCCAAUAUGUUUCACUGGUUCUCCAUAUUGUAUUGACAAACUGGGUAAAAAGGAGGAAAAAUAUUAAACAGAAAUACAUGUAAAAUUUAAUUUUAGGAUUUUGUGAUUUAUUGAUCGCUCUUGAUACAAGACACAAUAUUCCAUGUCUUAAAUAUGGCAGAAUAAAACAUGGAACAAAUA